AUGUAUGGUGAUGUUGCAGGGACAAUGAACUUUUUGCCUAAUAUGGAUAAAUCUUCUGAGAGUUUAAAACCAAAUCUUGUGGCAUCUACAUCAAACUCAAAUGCGAGACCUUCUGGUUUUUUUCCAGAGAUGGGUAGCUUUGGUGCCUUCAGUUCCAAGGAAGAUACCAAUAACAAGACAGAUUUCAGGAAACCAGCAAAAGUGGAGGCAAAGAGUUCCCAUCUGACUAUGUUUUUUGGGGGACAAGUGGUGGUAUAUAAUGACUUUCCUUCGGACAAGUUUAAGGAAAUCAUGGACAUUUUAGCUAGCAGUGGAUGCUCAACUGCAUGCAGUGGCGUUGUUGCUGACACCGGCAUGGAAAAGGUUAAUUCUAAAAUUGACAAAGUCGAGUCUAGCAAUCCUGAAAUUCCCGACCUGAACGUCGCCACCACGAUCGGCAAUAGUCUUCCUCCUCCUCCUCCUGUUCCCUCGGCCGAGCGGCGUGAAUAUGUAGGGUCAGAUUUACGAAUUGCUAGAAGAAAUUCACUUCACAAGUUCUUUGAAAAGAGAAAAGACAGGGCAGCUGCGAGAGCGCCGUACCAAGUUAACAAUUUAGGAGGAUCUCCUACGCCGCCUAACCCCGAUGAAAGCAAGUCGUCUCACGAGGAAGGUCAAUCAUCUAAAGAAGAAGCGAGAGAUCUUGAUCUCAAGUUAUGGUCCCUCUUCAUUGUUAGAGUCUGGAUCUUCGUCCUUAAGAUUUGUCGAACUGAUGAACAUACAUGUAAAGAAGGGAAAAUACAAAACUGUAUCUUUCCACGAUCUUUCACUAUUCACCAAUGUUGUCGUAUCUUCUCCCUCGGAGGGUCUGAAUCUCUUGUUACCUAUAUUAAUGUCAUCCAUACUUGCUUCCGCCUGGUUCACCAUGGUGACCGUCGGGUUAACCGCCUCCAUACAAAAACAGCCUCAAGAACUAAGGCUGGAGAAAACAUAAUCUUGAAAGGUGUUUUUUUUUUUUUGAAGUUUUGUGUUUAA
Messenger RNA from Hibiscus syriacus, 1011 nucleotides. Its product is annotated as protein TIFY 11B-like. NCBI's taxonomy places the organism in Eukaryota, Viridiplantae, Streptophyta, Magnoliopsida, Malvales, Malvaceae. Gene Ontology annotation, biological process: regulation of defense response; response to wounding; regulation of jasmonic acid mediated signaling pathway. Bases 1 to 1011 code for a protein of 336 amino acids. Gene Ontology annotation, cellular component: nucleus. The record is from RefSeq and is a predicted model, not a curated record. The transcript has 5 exons.